Stegastes partitus (bicolor damselfish) is the source of this 3121-nucleotide messenger RNA. Its product is annotated as calpain-5. Bases 483 to 2639 code for a protein of 718 amino acids. The transcript is spliced from 14 exons. Gene Ontology annotation, biological process: proteolysis. Gene Ontology annotation, molecular function: calcium-dependent cysteine-type endopeptidase activity. Lineage: Eukaryota; Metazoa; Chordata; Actinopteri; Pomacentridae. Gene Ontology annotation, cellular component: cytoplasm. The record is from RefSeq and is a predicted model, not a curated record.
ACUGCCAGAGUCUGUAAGGAAAAAAGAUAGAGAGGAGAGGAGAGGAGGGAAGAGGAGAAGAGGCCAAAAAGAUAAGGCAGAAAAAGAGAAGAGAAGGAGUCAUAGGCCAAGUUAAAAUGAGGACGGAAAGGAAAAGAGAUGAGAUGCAAAGAGAAGAAGACAGAAUAUGCAGAGUCACCAAACGGGAGAGCCGCAGCAGCAGUCCAGCGAUACAAACAUCUUUGAUGACACAGACUUAAGUACCUCAUGGAGAUGAACCAAACACUCCUGACAGAAUCAGAGGAAACAAGAAGAAAGAGCUGCUCUGGAUCCAUUUAGUCAGCUUUCAACAGCUGAAAAAAACAACCAGGAAUCCCUAAAGAAUUUUCCUGAAUGACUAACGAGCGGAGGACACGAUCCUGAAUCCACUAGUUUCAUCUGAGGAAGACAAGACAGAGGAAGAACUUCAAGUGUGACUGAACGACCUCUCAGGCUCAACCACGAUGCCAGAGCGAAUAAAUGACUUCCAGGGCCAGAGCUAUCACAAGCUGAGACGGGCAUGCCUGCGCCGAGGUGCACUCUUCAAGGAUCCUCUAUUCCCUGCCACCAACCAGUCCCUCUUUUACAAGAGAGAGCCCCCGCCGGGACUGACCUGGAAGAGACCGCGGGAGAUAUGUAAGGAUCCUCGUCUGUUUGUCGACGGCAUCAGCACUCGGGACUUGCACCAGGGCAGUCUGGGUAACUGCUGGAUGGUGGCAGCCAUUUCCUGCCUUGCUUCCGAGCCGUCACUGUGGAAAAAGGUCAUUCCUGACCAUGUGGACCAGGAGUGGAACCCCAAGCGUCUGGACCUGUACGCAGGAAUCUUUCAUUUCCGGUUCUGGCGCCUUGGCCGCUGGAUGGAUGUGGUGGUGGACGACCGUCUGCCAGUCAGCGGAGAUGGAGUGCUGCUCUUCUGCCGCUCAGCCACACCACGAGAGUUUUGGAGCGCAUUGCUUGAGAAGGCCUACGCCAAGCUAAAUGGGUGCUAUGAGGCCUUGGAGGGAGGAAACACUGCAGAGGCCCUGAUCGACUUCACUGGUGGUGUUUCUGAGCCUUUCAGUCUGGAUCGGGAGGCUCUCAGCUUAAACGGCGACCAGAGGAGAGCUUUCUUCCAGACGUUAGCUAAAGUCCACGAACGCAAAUCCCUCAUCACCUGCUCCAUACGGCCGGCAGAGGGGGAGACAGUGGAGUCAGUUUUGGAGUGUGGGCUCGUGCGAGGACACGCCUACGGGAUCACAGCAGUGAGGAAGGUGAGGCUGGGGGAGAAGCUGCUGAAGACAGGCGGGACGUCCCGACUCUUUAUGGUGCGCAUGAGGAACCCAUGGGGGACUACGGAUUGGACGGGCGCCUGGAGUCAGGGGUCAGAGCAGUGGCAACAACUGAGUCGUGCAGAGAGGGAGAAGAUGGGGCUCAUUGUUCGGGAUGUCGGGGAGUUCUGGAUGGAUUUCGAGGACUUCUGUCACCACUUCACUGACGUGGUGGUGUGUCGGCUGGUGGAGAGGGCUCUGCUGUGGCCGAGCUCUCACUGGACAGAAGUGAACUGCUACGGGGAGUGGGCUCUGGCUCCCACCACCCCUGGAGCACCUCCAUCCACCGUGCUCCAAAGCAACUACGCAGUGACUCUGAGAACGAACAACAUCAAACCGGGAGGGACCAAGCAGCAAGGAAACCGAAAGGAGGCCCGACUCAGGGAGAUUCAGCAGGAGAGAGGGAAAAGAGGAAGGUGUGAUCCUGAGAAGACUCGGAAAAGUGCAACAAAGGAAGACGAUGGAGGGGAUGUGAAUGGAGUUUGGGAGGCGCAGAUGGAUAAGAGGAGUCGAUGUGGGGGAUGCAUCAACCACAGGGACACGUUUCUGCACAAUCCACAGUUCAUGUUUGAGGUGCAAGGCAAAGAGGAAGAGGUGCUGAUCUGUCUGCAGCAGGAGGACAGACGGAUAAGGAGGAAAAACGGAGGAGGAGAAAACCUGCCUAUCGGCUUUGAGGUGUUGAAGGUGGAGGUGAAUCGCUGCAGCCGGGUGCAGUGUGUGGUGGAGCAGGCGGCCAGCUCUGUCUACAUGGAUUCCCGCAGUGUGACGCUGAGGGGAACCAUGACGCCGGGCCGCUAUGUUGUGCUGCCCACCACCUUCCUGCCGGGGGUCACCGGACGCUUCCUGCUACGCCUCUUCUCCCACUCUCACGUCAGACUCAGGGAAUUGAGGGAGGACCUGCCAUCUCCCUCUGUGCUUCACUGCUUUCUACCUCAGCCCACCAUAGUGACCACAGUCCAUCUCCGCAGGGCGUCAGGACUCAGCCCACCCAAACAGAAAGCUCCAGACGUUUACGCUGUAGUGCGAUGUGAGAACGACACCAUCAGGACACGGGUGUUCAAGGAGGAAGGAAACCCCGAAUUCAAUCUCAGGACCAUCUUCUACAGGAGAUACCCCAACAUGCACAUCUCUGUCGAGUUAUGGAACAGAGGCCUGCUGUGGGACUCGUUGCUCGGCAGGGCUCGACUCCAGACGGCCGAGUCUGAGAGGAGUCGGAGCCUUGCAAUCGAUGUGCGAAGUGGACGGACUUGUUCAGGAUUCAGAGGUUGUAUCUACGUUGAGACGUCCUCCAGUGUCUACCUCACAGACUUGUGACAGCAGCUCUCCGGUUGCCCUGGUAACCAUUGUCCUCUCAGGUGGAAGCUGAUGAACAAACAGCAGUUAACUAAUAAAAAAAACUUCAUGGACAUACAACAAUACUGGGCUAAACAGUUCCUAAAAAUAUGUAACUAAUAACUAAGGUGCUGUUGCUGCUUUGAUAUGUUUUGCAUUUAUACUGUAGAUGUAUUUUCAAACCUAAUUUAGCAAAUAUUUAAAAGAUGCUUCCUGUUGAUCUGCUGGGCAGAUAUACAGUACGGCAUUUAUUACUUCAGCAGCAACAACAAAAGCGGAGCUGCUGCCAAAACUACUUUUUUUUGUGUUAUUUAAGAGUAUUUAUCAAUGGUAUUAUUGUCAGUGCGUCAGUUUUUUUUUUGUUUGUUUGUUUUUUUGUUACUGUUAUUCAGUUAUUAACAAAUUUAAAUGUAAAUACACAAGUCACAUUUGAAUUUUCUUAUGAUUAAACAAUCAACAUUGUU